AUGAUGCGACUUGCUGCUGCCGAAGGCCGGCUGAAGAUGCUGGCCAUUUUCUUGGUAAUUUUGAUGGUGAUCCUAAGCAUUGCCAAGGAUGAUAUUCACCUCCCAAAACUACUCCGUUUGGGAGGCAAGGAAUGCAAAGAAGACCAAGAAAAUAGUUUAUUGAGAGGUCAUGCUCCAGCAGAAGAGCAAAACACAGAGUACCCUCCAGAAAUCCCAGCAGCCCAAGAAAAUCAAUCGGAGACUCCGGAAGAAUUGGGAGAGACUCAAGAAGAAGAAAAAAAUGGCGAGACACAAAAUUCACUCAAUCCACCCGCUUCCCCACCUGCUGAGGUUGAGGUGUUUCCUCCACCAGCAGAAGAAAAUAAAGAAGACGAGACUCCAGAAGAAAUGGAAGAGUCUCUAGAAGAGGAAGACGGUGAAACUUGUACUAAACUCCCAGCUCCAGCCGAUGGUACUUGUGCCGCCGCAAACCCUUCAACGCUCGACAAUGGCGUGCAUGGGGGAAAGGAUGCAUAUGCUGGCUGGUAUUCUUUGAAUAAUGAUGGUUGCUGUCAAGACUUUUGUCGAUGGGUUGGUGGUAGUGGUUCUGGAGGGGAUCCAGGCCUUCAAAUCAAACAUCGCGAUUCUUAUUGGUCAUGCAGACCAGCAGGUUAUGCAGCCUGUACAUACUUUGAAGGUUUUGGUGAGACCUUCAAUUUUGCAAAGUGUGACGGUCAGGGUUUGCCUGCUGUAUCCAACCCUGUAAUAGAAGCAGAGACAGCCCCUCCUCCUCCAGCGGAAGAAAUUAAUGAAGAGACUCCAGAAGAAUUGGAAGAAUCCCUGGAAGAGGAAGACGGAGAAACUUGUACUCAGCUUCCAGCUCCAGCCGAUGGUUCUUGUGCAGCAGCAAACCCUUCUACUCUCGACAAUGGCGUGCAUGGGGGUAAUGAUGCAUAUGCUGGCUGGUAUUCUUUGAAUAAUGAUGGUUGCUGUCAAGACUUUUGUCGUUGGGUUGGUAGUUCUGGCUCGGGAGGAGACCCAAGCUUGGCAAUCAAACAUCGCGAUUCUUAUUGGUCUUGCAGACCAGCAGGUUACGCAGCCUGUACAUACUUUGAAGGUUUUGGCGAUACAUUCAAUUUUGCUAAGUGUGAAAGUCAGGGUGUGCCUGCUACUCCCGAGCCAGAAGAAGAAGAGACUCCAGAAGAAUUGGAAGAGUCUCUGGAAGAGGAAGAUGGGGAAACUUGUACGCAGCUUCCAGCUCCAGCUGAUGGUGUUUGUGCAGCAGCAAACCCUUCAAUGAUUGACAAUGGCGUUCAUGGGGGUAAAGAUCCAUAUGCUGGAUGGUUUUCUUUGAAUAAUGAUGGUUGCUGUCAAGACUUCUGUCGUUGGGUUGGCAGUAGUGGUUCAGGCGGACACCCAAGCGCGGGAAUCAAGCAUCGGGAUUCGUAUUGGUCUUGCAGACCAGCUGGGUACACUGCCUGCACAUACUUUGAAGGUUUUGGCGAGACCUUCAAUUAUGCUAAGUGUGACGGGCAGGGUUUGCCUGCUGCUCCCCAACCAGUUGUAGAAGCAGAGACGGCCCCUCCUCCUCCAGUGAAAGAAGAGACCCCGGAAGAAUUGGAAGAGUCUCUUGAAGAGGAAGAUGGGGAAACAUGUACUCAGCUUCCAGCUCCAGCUGAUGGUGUUUGUGCAGCAGCAAACCCUUCCACUCUCGACAACGGGGUUCACAGCGGUCAGGAUCCAUACACUGGCUGGUAUUCUUUGAAUAAUGAUGGCUGCUGUCAAGACUUCUGUCGUUGGGUUGGCAGUUCCGGCUCGGGAGGAGACCCAAGCAUGGCAAUCAAGCAUCACAAUUCUUAUUGGUCUUGCAGACCAGCAGGUUAUGCUGCCUGUACAUAUUUUGAAGGUUUUGGCGAUACCUUCAAUUUUGCUAAGUGUGAUGGUCAGGGCGUGCCUGCUUCUCCCAAACCCAACGGAGGAGCAAAGGCAGUUGCCCCUUCUCCUGAAGCACCUCCUGCAUCAAAACCAGAAGACUUCGUUACAAUGAUUAAUCAACAUCAUCAGCGCAUUGUUCUCUUGAGUGGGUCUGGAGUGACCAGUCAAUUGAUGAACAUGAUGGCGCAAAAAAUUUACUUUGCCGAUGGAAAACAUGAUGGAUUUAUGGUGGUGGAUUCCGAAUACGGUUAUAGAUGGGAUGCUAACACGGGCUUGUUGAAGGGAUUCUUUUCACCAACAAGCUUGUCAGUACUUCCUUGGGAUGAGGUGAUGCCUUCGAAUUUUGGGGCUCCCACGGCCGGGGAUAUCAUAGGAAGGAUGGGCGGCAAGUACACGGAUCCCGCAGGUCAUUUUGAUGCGGUGAUUGCAAUCGACAGGAGCUAUCGCAAGCGAUUCAAGAAUGCCUACAGCAACAAGAAACACAACUUCGGCGAUCUAUACGAUCGGAUGGUUGUCGAAGGCUGUGCCAAUUUACAAUUCAAUGACCAAGCCAGACAGGCUUUCCGAACACUCUUGAAUCAAAACAGCAUUCCCGAUUUUACCCAGGUGAAAUCCGUCGCCUUUCACGUUCGUCGGGGCGAUAAGGUCAAGCUCAAAGAAUCGCGGGCCUAUACCGGAGAAGAAUACGUCACUACCUUCGUCAAGGCAGCCAAGGGGGGUGCUCAAAGUAUGGAGGCUUGCUUUAUUGCAACCGACGAUUAUUCCUCCAUUGGCGAAAUUACCAAUGCCUUGGUCUCGCAUGGUAUCACAUGUCAAGUUUAUACCCUCACGAGUGCAAACGAACAGGGACACGCUGCUGAUGCCCGUACCAAUCGGGACAAUACCCUUCAAUUCUUGACGGAAUUCUCGGUCCUCGUAGAUGCCACGUACUUUGUGGGAACUUUCAACUCCAACGUUGGUGGACUGGCCGCCGUUUUGCGUCGUUGUCAUUACACAGAUGCACCGCAUUAUUCCCAUAGCUACGGAGUGGAUUCUGAAGGGUGGUUCUUUGACGUGCAUGUAUAA
Messenger RNA from Seminavis robusta, 2979 nucleotides. The record is from the annotation of a GenBank genome assembly. Lineage: Eukaryota; Bacillariophyta; Bacillariophyceae; Naviculales; Naviculaceae.